CCGGAUGUUGACCAUUCGGACGUUGACCUAUACAAAGCUCAAGAUGGCUGCACAGUUGGUAACGUCUUUAGUUGGCGAGAACGUGAUCUUACAGACGGCUCUGGUCCUCUUACUGGUGUUCGUGGUGACUUCAUGGUUCUUUAAGACACCUAAGAACCUUCCGCCUGGCCCAAGAGGAUGGCCUGUCGCCGGUAAUAUCUUCUCUCUCGCGAUGGGUCACAGCUUUAAAACGAUGACCGAAUGGGCGAAGACCUACGGACCUGUCUACCGCAUACAACUUGGGAAGGAAACGAUGGUUGUGCUCUCCGGAUAUGACGUCAUGCACGAGGCGCUGGUGAAGAGGGGAGAGGAUUUUUCCAGCAGACCAGACCUUCCCGUGGUAAAGCUUGUUAACCCGAAAAGGCUAGGUAUCAUCACAGCUCCUUUCGGCACUCCGUGGAAGGAACACCGGAAGUUCACACUGAUGUCUCUCCGGGAGUUUGGAUUUGGGAAGAGAAGCUUGGAGGGAAAGAUCAUGGAGGAGUCAGUCGCUCUCCAGUCAGAGAUUAUGAAGAUGGGGAACAGACCGUUCGACAUUAGCCGCAUGGUCCAGAAUGCUGUCACUAACGUCAUCUGUUCCAUUGUGUUCGGAUCGAGGUUCGAAUACAACGAUGUCAAGUUUACACAAUUAAUGGACGCGCUAGACCGAGGAUUUGCCAACAACCUUCUUGGCCAACUGGCCAUCUUUUUUCCCAUCUUGCGACGUGUUCCAGGAAUAGGACGAGGUGCACAACUUAUUGUAGACGUAACGGCCACCGUUACAGCCUACCUCCGCGAAGAGAUGGACUCUCACAAGAAGACAUUCGAUCCCAAUGACAUCCGGGACAUUAUCGACUCGUACGUGAGGGAAACCAAAUCUCGCGAGCACGACGACGAGACCACGUUCACUGACGAGUACACAGAAAUAGUGCUGUUUGACUUGUUCAUCGCCGGGGCAGAAACCACCUCCACUACUCUGUACUGGGCGUUUCUGUACAUGAUUCUCAACCCGGACAUCCAACAAAAGGUUCAAGAGGAGAUCCACUCCGUGCUCGGACACGACAAGCCGCCGUCCACCGCCCACCGUGCCCAGAUGCCGUACACUGAGGCCGUCCUGACCGAGGUGGGCCGCAUCGGCACCAUCCUGCCGACAAGCGUCUUUCACGCCACGUCACGUGACACCAGUUUCCAUGGAUACGACAUUCCAGAAGGCACGACUGUCCUGCCCAACCUGUGGUCCGUCCACCAUGACCCGGAACAUUUCCCGAACCCCGGAAAGUUUGACCCCGGCCGCUUCUUGGACGCUCAGGGACGGUACCAGAGGGACGACCACGUCAUGCCGUUUGGUAUCGGUCCGCGCAUGUGCCUGGGGAAGCAGCUGGCUGAGAUGGAGCUCUUCGUGUUCUUCACUUCCCUGCUGCAGCACUUCACCUUCAAACUGCCAGAGGGCGCUGCCAAGCCUUCCACCACAGGAAUCAACGGUGUCACCCAUUCGCCUAAGAAUUUCGAACUCGUCGCUGAACCGCUGGCUACAAAUACCUGUCCGGACGUUGACCUUUACAAGAUGGCUGCCGCACAGUUGAUAACGUCUUUAGUUGGCGAGAACGUGAUCUUACAGACGGCUCUGGUCCUCUUACUGGUGUUCGUGGUGACUUCAUGGUUCUUCAGCACACCUAAGAACCUUCCACCCGGUCCCAGAGGUUGGCCUGUCGCCGGUAAUAUCUUCUCUCUUGCGAUGGGCCACCGCUUUCUGACGAUGACCGAAUGGGCGAAGACGUACGGACCUGUCUACCGGAUACAGCUGGGGAGGGAAACGAUGAUUGUGCUUUCCGGAUAUGACGUCAUAUACGAGGCUCUGGUAAAGAGAGGAGGAGAUUUUUCAAGCAGACCAAAUAAUCCACUAUUUAAGAUCCUCAACCCGGAGAGGUUAGGUAUUAUUACGGCCCCUUUCGGUACUCCAUGGAAAGAGCACCGGAAAUUUACCCUGAUGUCGCUGAGAGAGUUCGGCUUCGGCAAGAGAAGUUUGGAGGGGAAGAUUCUGGAGGAGUCAGUCGCUCUUCAAGCAGAGAUAGAGAACAUAGGAUACAAACCGUUCGACAUUAGCCGCAUGGUCCAGAAUGCCGUCACAAACGUGAUCUGCUCUAUUGUGUUCGGAUGCAGGUUCGAAUAUAACGAUGACAAGUUCACACGCUUGAUGGACGCCCUGGACCAAGGAUUUGCCACCAAUAUUUUUGGCCAACUGGCCGUCUUUUUCCCCAUCUUCCGACGUGUUCCAGGACUGGGACAGGGUGCACAAAUUAUAGUUGACGCAGUAGGUACCAUUAAAGCCUAUAUAAGAGAAGAAAUGGACUCACACAAGAAGACAUUCGAUUCCAAUGACAUACGGGACCUUAUCGACUCGUACGUCAGGGAAACCAAAUCUCGCGAGAACGACGACGAGACCACGUUUACUGACGAGUACACAGAAAUAGUGCUGUUUGACUUAUUCAUCGCCGGGGCAGAAACCACCUCCACUACUCUGUACUGGGCGUUUCUGUACAUGAUUCUCAACCCGGACAUCCAAGCAAAGGUUCAGGUGGAGAUCCACUCCGUGCUCGGACACGACAACCCGCCUUCCACCGCCCACCGUGCCCAGAUGCCGUACACUGAGGCCGUCCUGACCGAGGUGGCUCGCAUCGGCACCAUCCUGCCGAAUAGCGUCUUUCACGCCACGUCACGUGACAUCAGUUUCCAUGGAUACCAUAUUCCUGAAGGCACCACGGUGCUGCCCAACUUGUGGUCCGUCCACUAUGACCCGGAACAUUUCCCGAACCCCGGAAAGUUCGACCCCGGCCGCUUCUUGGACGGUCAGGGCCGGUACCAGAGGGACGACCACGUCAUGCCGUUUGGUAUCGGUAAGAUCACAUUCUCAUGCUUUGUCAGCCGCUCGUUUGUAUUAAGCAACGACCGUGAUUGUCCACGUAUGUGCCUGGGGAAGCAGCUGGCAGAGAUGGAGCUCUUCUUGUUCUUCACUUCUCUGCUGCAGCACUUCACAUUCAAACUGCCAGAGGGCGCUGCUGCACCUUCUACCACCGGAAUCAACGGCGUAACCCAUUCGCCUAAGAAUUUCAAACUGGUGGCUGAACCACUGGCUUAG
This is a messenger RNA of Branchiostoma floridae (Florida lancelet), 3154 nucleotides long. RefSeq lists its product as uncharacterized. Gene Ontology annotation, molecular function: iron ion binding; oxidoreductase activity, acting on paired donors, with incorporation or reduction of molecular oxygen, reduced flavin or flavoprotein as one donor, and incorporation of one atom of oxygen; heme binding. Lineage: Eukaryota; Metazoa; Chordata; Leptocardii; Amphioxiformes; Branchiostomatidae. The transcript has 14 exons. Gene Ontology annotation, cellular component: cytoplasm; intracellular membrane-bounded organelle. The coding region runs from base 5 to 3154 and encodes 1049 amino acids. Gene Ontology annotation, biological process: xenobiotic metabolic process. The record is from RefSeq and is a predicted model, not a curated record.